This is a messenger RNA of Drosophila bipectinata, 302 nucleotides long. RefSeq lists its product as uncharacterized. The record is from RefSeq and is a predicted model, not a curated record. Lineage: Eukaryota; Metazoa; Arthropoda; Insecta; Diptera; Drosophilidae.
UCAAGUCGAAAAUCGUAUCCGGCUGGGCUGACCUCUCCUCAAAUCAGUUCACUCUCUCGUUCGGCCUAAACCACUCGAUUUUGUGUCGGCUCCUGGCUAAGUAACUGAAAAAAAAAACUUUCACCGAAAAAUUUAAGAUGUGCGGCGGUUGGGCCUGUGCUUCCUACAAUAUCGCGUGCUGCAAUCCGCGAAACUCGACGUUGCGCUACACAGGCCGCUGCUUUGCGCCCACCCCCUGCGGUCCCAACGACGACUGCGCCGUCUGCGGUGGGUGCUGUGGCGGAUGCUGCGGCGGAUGCUAG